Messenger RNA from Opisthocomus hoazin, 1347 nucleotides. NCBI's taxonomy places the organism in Eukaryota, Metazoa, Chordata, Aves, Opisthocomiformes, Opisthocomidae. The record is from RefSeq and is a predicted model, not a curated record.
AUGGUGCACUAUGGCCACUCCAACCAGCUGCGCCAGGCUCGGGCCAUGGGAGAUUAUCUGAUUGUUGGAGUCCACACGGAUGAGGAGAUUGCCAAGCACAAGGGCCCCCCUGUCUUUACACAGGAGGAGAGGUACAAAAUGGUGAAAGCCAUCAAGUGGGUGGAUGAGAUUGCUCCAGGAGCUCCCUAUGUCACCACACUGGAAACCCUGGACAAAUAUAACUGUGACUUCUGCGUGCACGGUGAUGACAUCACCUUAACGAUAGAUGGCAAGGAUACCUAUGAGGAAGUGAAGACAGCGGGGCGGUACAGGGAAUGCAAACGCACCCAAGGUGUGUCCACUACUGACCUCGUUGGCCGCAUGCUGCUCAUGACUAAGGCUCACCACAGCAACAUAGAUGAGGACCUAGACUAUCGGAAGCACACUGACAACUUUGGGAAGCGUUCUGUGUGUUGUCCAGGAGGGGCCUCCUGGAGCAUGAAAGGGAAAGGUGUGUGGUGUGUGUUUUCCCAGGGCCCAAAGGGUCACAGUCCUUGGACUGGCGUCUCGCAGUUCCUACAAACAUCUCAGAAGAUCAUCCAGUUUGCAUCAGGGAAGGAGCCACAGCCAGGAGACACCAUAAUCUACGUGGCCGGAGCCUUCGACCUGUUCCAUAUUGGGCACGUGGAUUUCCUGGAGAAGGUUCACCAGCUGGCAGAGAAACCCUACAUCAUUGCUGGGCUGCACUUUGACCAGGAAGUAAAUCGCUACAAAGGGAAGAACUAUCCCAUCAUGAACAUCCAUGAGAGAACACUCAGUGUCUUGGCCUGUAGGUAUGUCUCGGAAGUGGUGAUUGGAGCCCCCUAUGCUGUCACUGCUGAUCUGCUGGAUCACUUCAGGGUCACGCUCGUCUGUCAUGGGAUGACUGAGGUGGUGCCAGACAAGGAUGGUUCUGAUCCAUACCAGGAACCGAAGAGACGCGGCAUUUUCCAGCUGGUGGACAGUGGCAGCAAUCUCACCACAGAUUUAAUUGUGCAGAGAAUCAUCAAGAACAGGCUGGAGUUUGAAGCUAGGAACCAGAAGAAAGAAGCAAAAGAGCUGGCUGUGCUGGAGGCCAUGAAGAGACUGGAAGAGGAGAAGCAGUAGGCCAGCGGAGAGCUGAUGUGUGGGUCGCAGAGUGCCGCAGCCUCUCCCUCCUGAGGAACAGACAGCUCUUCGAGAGGGGACCCUGAACCGGGCACCGCUGCAGCACGCAGGAUGUGCUGUCCUAGCUCCUCCUGCACUAAUUACGCAGACACAAUGAGUCAGGAUCCUGCUGCCUAGUUUUUCCUCCGUUAAUCAGCCCCCGUCCCCUUUCCCAGGAGGAGA